Molecule: messenger RNA, 444 nt
Organism: Drosophila takahashii
Lineage: Eukaryota; Metazoa; Arthropoda; Insecta; Diptera; Drosophilidae
Gene: TotX
Product: Turandot X
Biological process (GO): immune system process
Source: RefSeq, a predicted model, not a curated record
AUGGGUUUUUACUUCAGCAGUUUACUAACUGCUUUAUUGAGCAUAGUUUGCUCAGCCAGUGCCGAAAUAAACGACCCACUUUAUGAAUCACAAAGGCAAUUUAUUCUUCAAGUCUUUCAUAAUCCGAAUGUGAAUACCUUAACUAAGGAAAAGUAUAUUCCGGAUUUGAUAUCAUUUUAUCUUCGCUAUCCUAACGAUGUUCCUCUAUCUGACGUGGAAAGGCAACAAUUUGAUAGAUUCAUCCAAAGCUACAACUAUUACCGGAAUGUUUUGAUUGACGGAGUACAUCCCCAAGGGGGAGCAAUUGGUUCUAUAUUUGGAAAUUUCUUAGGCAGACUCGGAUCACGAUAUGUUACGGCACUGUUCAAUAAAAAGAAAGAAGGUCAAGAGAACCGUGACACAAAUUCAACUACACUACCGAGAAGUAUUCAAAACUUCUCGUAA